AGAUUAGAAAGGGGGUUGUCGGCUUUGACUUGAACGAAAAAUAGUGAGAUCUGCUGCUGGUGCUCCUUUUAUUCGUCCUCUUGUCCGAGCCACGCAGAAAGGACGCCAUACUCCAUUCCAAAACAAAACCUCACCUUAACCAAUCUUACCAAUCACAGAUUCAGCUCAAUUCACAUGAUUAAAUUGUAAAGGAAGAGCUUUUUUCAUUGACCAUGUUGAGAUGAAGCUUAGAUUCAAGAAUGGGCUGUGUGUUUAGCAGAGAAGGGUCUUCGGGAGUCGAUUCUGAGCCAAAGGGGCAGAGGAGAGGUUUGAGUGUAGAAUCUGCUAGGAAGGUAGAUGAUGUUGUGGUGCAGAAGGUAGAUGGUGAAAACGCCGAGGUUCAUGUUGGUGGGGGUGAGGGUAAGAAGGAGGAAAAUGGACAUGGAGGUGAGAAACCUCCGAGGGGGGAGAGAAGGCGAUCGAAGCCCAACCCGAGGUCAGGUAGUGUACCAAAGCAAUCGCGUGGCGCCCAGGUGGCUGCAGGCUGGCCACCCUGGCUCACUGAGGCGUGUGGGGAGGCGAUCAAUGGGUGGACUCCACGGAAAGCAGACACGUUUGAGAAAAUUGAUAAGAUUGGGUCCGGAACGUAUAGUAAUGUGUACAAGGCUAAAGAUAUGUUGACGGGGAAAAUUGUUGCCCUAAAGAAAGUUAGAUUUGACAAUUUGGAACCUGAGAGUGUGAGAUUUAUGGCUAGAGAAAUUCUUAUUUUGCGGAGACUGGAUCAUACCAAUGUUGUAAAGUUGGAGGGUCUGGUUACGUCGAGGAUGUCAUGUAGUUUGUACCUGGUGUUUGAAUACAUGGAGCAUGAUCUAGCUGGACUUGCCGCAAGCCCAGAAAUUAAAUUCACAGAAUCUCAGGUAAAAUGUUACAUGCAUCAACUACUAUCUGGACUUGAGCACUGUCACAACCGUGGUGUGCUUCACCGUGACAUUAAAGGAUCAAAUCUUUUGAUUGACAAUGGAGGAGUUCUUAAAAUUGCCGACUUUGGAUUGGCUUCUUUUUUUGAUCCAAACCGCAAGCAUCCCAUGACUAGUCGGGUGGUUACUCUAUGGUAUCGACCUCCCGAGCUUCUUCUUGGGGCUACUGAUUAUGGUGUGGGUGUGGACCUCUGGAGUGCAGGUUGCAUUUUAGCAGAGUUACUAGCUGGGAAGCCUAUCAUGCCUGGUCGUACUGAGGUGGAGCAACUACAUAAGAUAUACAAACUAUGUGGUUCACCUUCAGAUGAAUACUGGAGGAAAGCAAAGUUGCCUAAUGCAACUCUAUUUAGGCCUCGGGAGCCUUACAGAAGAUGCAUAAGAGAGACAUUCAAAGAUUUUCCCCCAUCUUCAUUGCCCCUUAUUGAAACUCUUCUUGCAAUCGAUCCAGCAGAACGUCAGACAGCCACAGCUGCAUUGUGCAGUGGGUUUUUUCUAUCAGAGCCUUAUGCUUGUGAACCUUCUAGUCUCCCAAAGUAUCCCCCAACCAAAGAAAUUGACGCCAAACGCCGGGACGACGAAGCUCGUAGACUACGAGCUGCUGGGAGAGCCCAGGCUGAUGGUCCAAAGAAAACACGCACACGGGAACGGGGUCCUAGGGGUAUGCCAGCUCCAGAAGCCAAUGCCGAGCUUCAGUCCAAUAUUGAUAGAAGGCGCCUAAUUACGCAUGCAAAUGCAAAGAGCAAAAGCGAAAAGUUUCCUCCACCGCACCAGGAUGGGGCAGUUGGUUACCCUUUGGGAUCUUCACAUCAUUUUGAUCCCUCCCUUGUUCCUCCUGACGUUCCUUUCAGCACAACCUCAUUCAGUUACCCUAAAGAGUCACUGCAAGCUUGGUCAGGUCCGUUGGUCGACCCUGCUUCUGCCGGUGGUCCAAGACGGAAGAAACAUACUGGACAAGAUGGGCGAGAAACUUCAAAAUCCCAUGCAGGAAACCAUAGAGAGAAACAUCACGAUGCUCGUGUUAGAGGAAAGAGAAGUGUGGCUUGAACGCGAGUUCAUACGAUGGGAACGUAAUUACGAACUCCCGAUGUUCGGGAACGUAAUCACGAAAUGUUGGAUGCCUCUGUACAAUCCUGAGUUUCGGAGUUUGGAUUUGGUGCCGGAGUGAGCAUAUCAGCCCCAGCUUCUUCUAGCACAGUGUAAUUGUUUCAUUAGAAAUGCAGGGGUAAAUACAAUUUUUUUUUUUAAAAAAAAAAAAUUUAUAAUCCCAAUUACCUUCUUUUUCUUUCCCAAUAUUUACGAGAUAUCGUUUUGUUUUUGUUUGUUUGUUUGUUCAUUUUUCAAUUUGUUGGAUGGUGGAUUGGUGAGAGAAAUUGCCUCUAUUAUGUAUAUCUUCAUCUUGAUUAUUAUUUUUUUCUCCAAUUUUAUAUAUGUCAAACUUCUUCGUCAA
Pyrus x bretschneideri (Chinese white pear) is the source of this 2403-nucleotide messenger RNA. RefSeq names its product probable serine/threonine-protein kinase At1g54610. Gene Ontology annotation, cellular component: cyclin-dependent protein kinase holoenzyme complex; nucleus. The coding region runs from base 240 to 2000 and encodes 586 amino acids. Gene Ontology annotation, biological process: protein phosphorylation; positive regulation of transcription elongation by RNA polymerase II. Lineage: Eukaryota; Viridiplantae; Streptophyta; Magnoliopsida; Rosales; Rosaceae. Gene Ontology annotation, molecular function: RNA polymerase II CTD heptapeptide repeat kinase activity; cyclin-dependent protein serine/threonine kinase activity; ATP binding. The transcript is spliced from 8 exons. The record is from RefSeq and is a predicted model, not a curated record.